Messenger RNA from Erigeron canadensis, 1487 nucleotides. Its product is annotated as DEAD-box ATP-dependent RNA helicase 42. NCBI's taxonomy places the organism in Eukaryota, Viridiplantae, Streptophyta, Magnoliopsida, Asterales, Asteraceae. The record is from RefSeq and is a predicted model, not a curated record. Bases 52 to 990 code for a protein of 312 amino acids. The transcript has 8 exons.
UCUUCUCUCCAUUUCCAAAUACAAACUCAUCAAAACCCUAAAAAAAUAUCAAUGGCAAAGGACCGAGACGAUCAACACAAAUCCAAGCGAAAGUCCGAAUCGGAAUCCGAAUCCGACAUCUCAUCUGAAUCCGAUCACCACCGGAGCAGCAGCUCAAAAAAACACAAAAUCCGACACUCGAGAAAGAAAUCACGAAGAAGAAGAAGAAGUUACGAUUCCGAUUCCGAUUCCGAUUCCGAUUCGGAUACGGAUUCGGAAUCGGAGACGGGGAGUUCGGAAUACGAUUCCGAGAGUGAGAGUGAGGAAGAGAGAAGGCGAAGGAAAAGAAAGGAAAGGAAAAGAAAGGAAGAGAGGGACCGGAAAAGGCGGAAAGAAAAGAAAAGGAAAAGAAGAGAUGAUGAUGAUGAUGAUGAUAAGAAGAGGAAAAAGGAUAAGAAAAAGAAGAAAAGUAAGGAUAAGGGAACCAAGAAGAAAGUAGUCGUUGGGGCGGUUACGGAUUCGUGGGGGAAAUACGGAAUUAUUCGAGAAACCGAUAUGUGGACCAAACGGCCAGAGUUCACUGCAUGGCUCGCAGAAGUCAAACAGGUGAACCUCGAAAGUCUGCCAAACUGGGAAGAGAAGCAGAUGUUUAAACAGUUCAUGGAAGACCAUAACACGGCUACUUUUCCUUCUAAAAAAUAUUACAGCCUUGACGCUUAUCACCGAAAGAAAAUCGAGAAGGCCAUAAAAAAGGGCUCCGCCAAAGCCGCAAAAUCAGAGCGCAUUGUGUUUAACGAUGAAGAGCAAAGGCGACUUGAAUUGCAGCAAGAACGUGAGAAACAGAAGGAAGCAGAGGUAGAAGCGCUGAAACGCUCUAUGCAAAGUGGAAUGGCACAAGCAAUGAAAGAACAAGAUAGAUUGAGAGAAGAAAUGAAUUAUUUGUUCAAAAUUGGCAAUGUCGAGGCUGCAACUGCUAUUCAAAGACGAUUAGAUCCUGAUCUUCCUAUGUGAAUGGAUCUUAACGCAGCCAGCUAAUUGCAGCUAUAUAAUCUUGAGAGGGUCAUUUCAUAUCUGCUUCCAGUCUUGAAACGUUGGUGGAGUUUAGCUAUAGCUCUUAAACCGAUGGAUUGCACCAUGGCAGUGAGACUAGUCAUCAGUUUUUACGGCUGGUUUUUAUGGCCUACAGGCAACUUAUCACUUGAAAUUUGACGCAUAAGAGCUCAUGUUGACACACUAGUGUAUGUCAUAAAGUAAUCACGUUAUGGUAGUCCGGUCAUUUUAAAGACAUUACAAAAUGAAGAAGCUUCGUCAAAGAUUCUGUCUUAUAAAUGCCGUCAAUGAAAGCGUGUACAUGGCCACACUUUGUUUUGCUCAUUAAUACCACAGGAUGCCUUAAUAUCAUAAUAUUUAGUAAUGUAUAUCUUUAAAGUUUUUAUAUUUGGGUAGAUCAAUAACCUUGAUUUGUACAAUAUUUCAGGCAAUCUUUGAAUUUUCUAUGAUUUCAACUA